AUGGCGUCUGUUGCGACUGACUAUAUCAGCGUGGGAGGGAACCGGCACCCGGGGGCUGCAGAUUGGGAUGUUCAGUCGGGCGUGCUCGCCUUUGGUGCGGACAAUAAUGUCGCCUUGUGGGAGCCUAUGGAUGACUCUCACAGGGGCGUGUAUGCCCUACUCGUGGGCCAUUCCGACAAAGUCAGCGUCGUUAGAUUUUACACCUGCCCCGCCUCAGGGACGAAGUUCCUCCUCACCGGCUCCGUCGAUCGUACAAUCAAAGUAUGGAAACAGGAAUAUGGGAAUUUGCGCAACUACAAUCAAGUCGCGUCCCUUAAGGGGCAUGAUGGAACGGUGAACGCGAUUGCCGUGGCGGAUGGAACGGAUAUCGUUGCGACUGGAGCUGCAGAUGGAACAGUACGGAUCUGGAGAAUCAGUGCGCAAGGCGAAUUGAAGUGCGAAUCAGUGGAGACAAUCACUAUGAAGCCUAGGUUCUUCCCGCUGACUUUGGCUUUGCGGGUUCUCGAGGGAGACAAUGGCAAGCCUUUGGUGCUGGCUGUCGCAGGCACUACCACGAGUGUACAGAUCUAUGCAGCGGAAUCGUCCGUCGACAAGCCGAAUUUCCAACGUCGGGCCGUGCUUUCGGGUCACGAAGCUUGGGUUCGAUCGCUUUCAUUCACGCAAGACAAGCAAGGAAAGACCAAUGAUCUCUUGCUUGCCUCUGCUAGUCAAGACAAGUACAUUCGCUUGUGGCGACUAUGUCAGGGUGAAGCACUGGUCUCGGCCGAGGUCGAUGAAGACGAUCCUCUAUUGGGUGGUAUGGAGCCUACCCUCUCCAACAAGGCCCACGAGUUCGAAGCAGCUGGCUCAAAAUACUCGAUCACAUUCGAAGCCCUUCUUUUCGGAAAUGAAGAUUGGAUCUACACUACAGCAUGGAACCCCGAUCCGGCGCGAUCACAGCUGCUGACUGCAUCGGCCGAUAACACUAUCACAAUUUGGGAACAAGAUCCAGCAUCCGGUGUCUGGAUGUCAGGGGAGAGAAUGGGAGAGAUUAGCACGCAGAAGGGUUCGACUACUGCAACUGGCAGUGCCGGUGGUUUCUGGAUCGGACUUUGGUCACCAGACGGCAAGCAAGUGGUCAGCCUUGGGCGCACGGGUAGUUGGAGAGUGUGGCAGUAUGACUCUGAAGCCGAUAUUUGGGUUCAGAAGUUCGGCAUCUCGGGCCAUGUGCGGUCAGCCAACGGUGUGCAAUGGGAGCCCAGCGGUGGCUAUCUACUUUCCACCAGUGCUGACCAAACUACACGCCUUCAUGCUCAAUGGUUGCGUGAUAACAAGCGCUCGUGGCAUGAGUUUUCUCGCCCUCAGAUUCACGGAUACGAUUUGAACUGUAUUGACACUUUAGGGCCUGCACAGUUCGUGUCUGGUGCAGAUGAGAAACUUCUUCGGGUCUUCAAUGAACCCAAACAGAUCGCAGAGCUGCUCGAGAAAUUGACUGACUUCCGACAAGCGAUUGAGGGAGACAUGCCAGACACAGCUGAGAUUCCAGUCUUGGGUCUUUCCAAUAAAGCUCAAGGAAAUGAAGCCCCCGUUGAAGAAACCGAGGGCUCCAGCGGUGCAGCACCAUCGGCUCCUCCUGCUUCCUUGUCGACCGACUCCCCACCACUUGAAGACCAACUAUCUCGAUAUACUCUGUGGCCCGAGCACGAGAAGCUCUACGGGCACGGAUACGAAAUUUCCGGCGUUGCCGUGAGCCACGACCGCACACUCAUCGCCACUGCUUGCAAGGCCAGCUCCGUCGAUCACGCAGUCAUUCGUCUGUAUGAUACAUCAGACUGGCACGAGAUCAAGCCUUCUCUGACAGCACACUCCCUCACCAUCACCGACCUAUCAUUCUCCGACGAUGACAAAUUCCUCCUUAGUGUGGGUCGAGACCGCCAAUGGGCCGUCUUUGCUCGAAAUGAACAGUACCCAACCACAUUCACCAGCUGGUCCACAAACCCCAAGGGCCACUCUCGAAUGAUUCUGGGCGCUGCCUGGGCCCCAACCACCACCGAACGUAUCUUCGCCACAGCCGGUCGUGACAAGUCCGUCAAGAUCUGGCAAAAGACCGAAGAUACAUUUGCCUGCAAGACUACGAUUACCUUGACAUCUGCAGUGUCGGCGGUUGCAUUCUUGCCCACCCCUUAUAAAAACAACUUCAUUCUGGCUGCAGGAGAAGAUAGUGGCGUCAUCUCUAUCCACAGAAUUGAUAUCGAGAACCUCGAGGCCCAACACAUUGUUACUAUUGAUCCGCUGAUUGCCCCUUCAAAGACAAUCACUCAAUUAUCAUGGAGACCUGUGCCUGUCGCCGAUGUGGAUAACAGGACUCGCUUCGAACUUGCUGUGGCGAGCGAAGAUACGUCCACUCGCAUAUACGCUAUCUCUAACAUAUUCCCAUGA
Messenger RNA from Penicillium daleae, 2418 nucleotides. RefSeq names its product Elongator subunit ELP2. Gene Ontology annotation, cellular component: elongator holoenzyme complex. The transcript is spliced from 2 exons. NCBI's taxonomy places the organism in Eukaryota, Fungi, Ascomycota, Eurotiomycetes, Eurotiales, Aspergillaceae. Bases 1 to 2418 code for a protein of 805 amino acids. Gene Ontology annotation, molecular function: protein binding. The record is from RefSeq and is a predicted model, not a curated record. Gene Ontology annotation, biological process: tRNA wobble uridine modification.